This is a messenger RNA of Symbiodinium sp. CCMP2456, 1587 nucleotides long. The record is from the annotation of a GenBank genome assembly. NCBI's taxonomy places the organism in Eukaryota, Dinophyceae, Suessiales, Symbiodiniaceae.
AUGCCGCCGCCAACCUUCAAGCCGGGGAGCGCAAGUCACGACUUCAUCAGGCUCGUGGAACGAACCACGAAUGCCCUCGUGACGAAAGAAGAUGGUGUUCUGGAGGAGGUCAAGAAGGCCUUGAUCCGGGUGCACCAGCAGUAUGACCAAGUACAUGAAGAGGCGGAGGCCAAGCAGGCGCGGCUAAAUCGACUGAGGGACGCAAUCCGAACUGCGGACCAAGAGCACAUGGACAUGAACAAGGGGGAGUCAGCAGACAAAAUUUAUGAGACCGAGGAUGUCUUAAACAAACAGCUCAUCGAGUUGACUGGGUAUGAUUCAAAGAGAGGGAAGCAGGUCGAUGAGAAAGGCGGACUAAUCAAGGAAGCCGAGACGACCCGCAAAGUUUACGAGCACAUGCUGAAGCGGACCCAGCGCGAGCAAGCCAUCGUAAAGCAGAAGCUUUUCAAGUUGGAGGAGCAUCUUAGUAGGAAGAAUCGUGAACUGCAGCAGAAGCAGACGGAGAGAGAAGAAGCCAGGUGUGCCAAGAUUCAGAUGGACAAGACUCUAAAGUCUUAUGACCAAGAGGCCAAAACGGAGCUGUACGUCCGUGACUCUGCUUUGGAGGCAAUACAUGGAGAGCUUGAGAAGCGAAAGGAAGCUACAGCAGAUCGGGCCAAGCUUGACAGCUGGUUGCAAGGAGUGGCAUUGGCAGCAGCCAAUGAUGCCUUCAAUGCCUCGGCUGGACGACUGCGGAAGCUUUAUGCCAUCGAGAAACUCUCAGGGAAUUGUCUGCAGAAGACAACCUUCGAGCAGGUACAGAGAUCACAGACCACCGAAGACGGCUUCCAAGCGAUUCGGGACAUCACCGGCCUCUCAGAUGUCAUGGACAUCGUCCACAAGUUUCUGAAUCGUGAAGUGGAGCACGAGAGUUUGAAGAACUCCGUCAAGGAGGCGGAGGGAAACCUGGACCUGCUAAGACAAAGGCACGAGAAGCUGAAGCAAGAGAUGGAAGGAUUGCCGGUCGACCACAUCAAGAGCAGGAGCCCGAUGGCGCUGCGCAAGAAGUUGGAGCAAGCCGAGCAGAAGCUCAACGAAGCCAUCGAAGAGCAGGAGGCUUGUAGCGUCCAACUUCAAAAAGCCACUUUGCAGUCCGAGCACAUGAAGCGUUGGGCUGCAAGGAUGGGCGGGGUGCUUGCGAAGGUCGAGGAGCCCGCGAAGGUAGAUGUCCCGGCUGACUUGCCCGUCUUCUUUCGGAAAUUCGGCUUUGCGGUGAAGAAGUUCAUCAAGCGAGUUUCUGACCAGAUCAAGGCUGGGAAGAUCAACCGCAAGAUCUUGAGGGAUUUCGAGAAAGACGAGAACAAGGAGCAGAAGGACCUGCUCUCGGACAAAACCUUCCUGUACUCCGGCAACAAACGAGUACCGAGCCCUGAUAAAGAGGGGCAAGUGUUCCCAACUCCGUGGCAAGGUGCGGGCGAUGGAUCUGAAGACCACCAACCGAUGAACCAUGCUGAGGAGCGGGACAAGUGCAAAAAUGACUCCUUCACGUUUAUGGCCGCCAAAACCAAAACACCCGACGACAAGCAGCGGAAGGGGCCAGGCAAGUAG